GUCGGCAGCGUAAAACGCAACCAUAUAUUAUUUACCGGCGGAUACGCUAGUGUGCGUCACUCCAAAUAUCGAAGCGUUCGACUCAGCUGUUUCCCGCCACCCAGAAUUCUCAGAAACCAACUGAGAGCCAUCAUACCGUGUUGUGCGUUCGGUUCGCUCGCUCGCUCAGAGGACGCUCGUCCGUUUCGUGCUUGUUUUUCUGGUGAGCUGCUAACAGCUACUACGCGCAUUUGCGUCCGGUCGACGAGAAAAGUAAAAGUAAUCAUUUAUCAGCGCUGUGUGGCGUAUGGUAAAUGCGUCGCGUUCGCGUAUCCUUAAGCUGCUGGGCAGAAGUGUGUGUGGAGUGUGAAAGUGAAAAGCGCAUUCUACGGUGGCCUAAUUUAAUGUUUUGAUUCAGUGUUUGAAGAUAAGAGUGCAGACAGAAAGUAAAAGAAGAAAAACCUUACUGCAAAACAAUUGUUUAACGGCAUUGUGUGUUUGAAGUGAAAAAGGCAUGGUAUCCGCUCGGUUUUGCAACCGGUGCAAGCAUAAAGGCAGUGUGCUGUGACGCAAAACCGUCGUCUAUAUGCUGGUUUGGCGAGCAUCGCGCCACGGAUGAUGUCGUUGGUGGACGUUUGGAAAAGAAACGAAGAAUCUCAAACGCAAAGUGAGCACAAUAAAUUUCAAACCCAGUACCCAGCAAACCAUAUGCAACUGGACACGAUGCAGGAUAUCAUAUGUGAGGAAGAUACAGUGAGAUAUGUUCGCUUAAAAAGUGAAGAAAACGGCAGUGCUGGGAAUAACAACAAUAACAACAUCAACAACAACAAUAACAACAACGGCAUAAAUAGCUCUUCGUCGAGUAGUAGCAACGGUAACAAUAUACCAAUGGAUAAGGACGAAAAGCGAAUGCGUCGCGAAAUCGCGAACAGCAACGAAAGACGUCGGAUGCAGAGCAUCAAUGCCGGAUUUCAGAGUCUCCGACAAAUGCUACCACACCACGAGGGCGAAAAGUUAAGCAAGGCCGCAAUCUUACAACAAACAGCUGAAUAUAUUUAUUCACUAGAGCAAGAAAAGACUCGUUUGCUAUCGCAAAACUGUCAGUUAAAGCGAACAAUUGAUCAACAAGAUCACAAUGGAACCCCAGAUGUAUCGCAGAGUACGACACAAAUUGUUCCAGGCAGCACAGCAAACGGUGGUGUAGUGAUCUCCCAACAGCAACAGCUGGUGACAAAUGCUGGCGGAAACGGUCAGCCCGGAGCUAUAGUGGCGACUGUUGCCAAAAAGCGUAAAAUCGAUACGAACGUUGCCGUGCAACCUGUAUCGGAUUCAUCGGACGAGGGAUUAGGGUCAAUGUCGCCGGAACCGGUAUCGUUACGCGGUGUAAGUGUUACCUCGAACGGAAGUAACUUAUCUAACGCGCACUCAGGCACGACAACGAUCUCCAGCCCGUCUACUCAGGGAAGACAGUGCACAACGGUAAACUUUUCCGUGAAAGACUAUUUGGAAUUGAAACAUCAGCUUGAGGUAGAACGACGACAAAAAAUGAUAAUUGAGGAACAAUUGAAGGCACUAGAACGACAAAUCUACCCAACUAGGAUACAGUAUCAAGAAUCAUCGGAACUAAUCGUGCCCGACAUCAUUAAUGAGUCAUCGCCAGCCACACAUCCCCCGGAGGACGUUGCUGUUUCGAUAAUUCACAAACCAGCCAGCAGUGGGGCUACUACCGCGGUUUCUGGCAAGCUAGCCCGAGUUCCUGCCGAAUUGGAAAGUGGUAUCCAGGUGAUUUCCUUAGAUUCGAGCAGCUUGGGAAAGAAUCAACAUGUUGUAGUAUGCUCUAGUGAGCUGAUAGAAGAAGCACUUACCAUGCAGACGGUACCAGCCGCAUCUAAACCAGUGGUUAUGCCAGUAAAGGAGGAGAAAAUAUACAUCAAACGCUCACGAUCUCGAUCGCCAACGAUAGGAGAGGCAACGGUGGUAACGCUGCCGCCGAAGAAAAACCGCUACCCUUCAAUAUUAGAGGCGGCUAUUAAAGCUGAGCCGAAGGUGGAAGUUGAGCGAAUCGAUUCACCUUCUUCGAUUGUGGUCAACGACGAACAGAUGAUGGUGUCAACGACUGGUGCGCACCUCGUCGGAACUAGCGCCAGUUUGUCUAAUGUUCAGCAACCUCGACUCAAUUGUAACUACCGUCAUAACCUCGAAACCAUAGUUGAAGCUAUUCGACAUCUCGAAGGUGACGCGUUUGAUGCAGUUGUACCAACCCAACAGCAGCAGCAACAGCAACAACCGUCGUUACAUCAACCAGUACAACAACCUCAACCUCAACCCACACAACCUCCAAUAGCAACAUCCCAAUCGACUAUACAACAGCGACCUAUGCAGGAAGUUCCGCUGGCUUUGACUACAGUGAGUAAGCAACAAACUUCGGUAAUGCAAUCGAAAACUGAGCGUGAUCAUCGUCAAAGCCAGUUAGAACCGUACCUGAAGUUUCGAACAGCGCCCAUCGUAAGUGCGGGUGCGGUGCACGCGUCCGCCAACACUGCUAACUCGACUGGUACUGCCUCCAAUGUCGUAACGGUGACGCCACAGAUCGGGUCAAUCAUUUCCGUAUCGAUCGCACCAUCCGGAAGUAAUGGGCUGAGUGCCGGAUCCAGUAGUCAUUCACCUGCCGCUGCAGCAUCUUCGACGACAACGAGUACAAUCGUGGCGAACAGUUCGGUCGUGUCAGCGAACAUGCCGCAACAGCAGCCCCUACCGAAUACGCUCACCACGGCAGCCCAGAUCCUGCAACAGCAGCAGCAGUGCAGACCGGGUGUAAUAGUAGUGAAGCAAAACUCAUGAUCCGUUACUACUGCGUCAGCGAUCGUUAGUAACUGUAGCAAUAACAGUGGUAGCCAUAGCAGCUCAACCGUUGCCCCGUCCUCAUCCAGCACCAUCGCAUUGUUUUCGACCACGGCUAGUUACAUGGGAAGUAAUAGUAUCAAGAGCAAAGCUACCCCGCUGUUAGUUAGCGUAGGAAGCGGCAAUGUUAGUAAGCUAAAGUAUGCGAACAACAACGGCGGUAGUAGUAGCUUUGGUAGUGGCACUAAAACAACAGUAUCAAGCUCCAACAGUAUCAGCGGUGGUCAUCCUAACGUUGUUAUUACAUACCAGAAAUCAAUGGAUGGUGCUUGAACGAUUCUCCUAGUGAAAAAUGUCCCUGAUUUAUAUGAUUUGUUAAUUAUUUUAUUAGAUGUUAUAUGUUUUGGGAUUGCAUUAUUUUUACAACCUACUAUUUUGCUCGUCUUUAGCCACGUGCCGUAAUCUUAACUCACGAUCCCUGUGACGAGCCUCUACCUACUUACCCACCAUAUUGCGUAGGGUGUAGCGACAACAAAUCUGUAUUAUCCAUUAUGUGUGGAUUGGUUUGAAAACACAAUGACACACUCGGUUUGCUUUAUUACUUGGCAUGGACAGCAUCAUUCUAUACAACAUUUUAGGGUAAGGUAAUCCUCAAAGCGAGACCUAAGGCAAGAGCAAUUUUUCUUGCUUAUUUAAUUUUAAGUAUACACUGAACAAUGCAUACAGUAAGAUUUGAUUUAAGAAUAAGUUAAGACGGUAAAGAAAUGGUUAAGGAAUUAACGCUAUUAAUAGAAACGUGUAAGGAUAUAGAGUUUUUUAGGCGAUAAUAUCUUCGAUGAAUGAUAUCAAAAGUAAUAAAUAUGUGAAAUAUGCAAAUAUGCGCAAAUGUAGCAGCAGUGUGUGUGUGCAGUACAUCAAUUUACGGAGCAUAGUAAUGGACGAUGAUAGUUCGUGUUGUGCGUGUUAAGCUCAAUGAAAUCAUGUUGUAGCGCAACUCACUGACUCAUUGAUAAGAUGAACGAAGUAAUGAUUCAAUUCCAUGGGACAACAUUAAUGCGAAUCGAAGCGUUGACUUAAAGGAGCAAUGAAGAAGGAAAACGAUUAAGUAUGAAAUAAUAGGAAGUAGAAUAUGUCAGUCGUGUUUGCGAAACAGCUAAACCGUAGAAGUAAGGACAUACUACAAUUCUUUACAUGUAUUCUUUAUUGUCCACAUUCAUAUAUAGGGUAAUGGUAGUUUAGGGGUUUCAUCUGCAUUUGUUUACUUUUAAGGGCAUCAGCAUAACUAUACCGGGAAUGAAAUAUAACUGUCAUUAUUGAUUAGUCUUCAUAGCACUUAACUGGAUUAACGGUUCCAACAUAAUUAAGGUGUAUUAUUGCAUUGAGAUGAUAUCGCGGAUAGGAUACCAUUUGAGCAAUGAUGCAAACUCCUCUGGUUUAUGACGAUCCAAUACUUGAAUUGAUGGUGAUACUUCAAAAUUUGAAAAAAAACAAAAAUAGAUGAAUGAAGAUGCGAGUGUGUAAAAAAUCGAAUUUUGAAGGUGUUCGUUCGAUGUACAUCUUAGUAAUGUUCGAAUAAUACGUAAUGAAGCGUAAGAUUAGCAGGGGACAGUCACUAUUUAAAAUGGUAAAAAUUGAAGAACGAAAGUGUUCAAUGCACAGCAAUGAAUAUGGAUUGCAAGCAGUGGAUGGGGCUUGAACAAUUGAAGCUUCGCUAAAUUCAUCCGCUCACACUAUGGAGCUGUUGUGCAUUUUUAUGAAGAAUUUCAGAUCGGACACAUUGAGGUCGUUAGAUAUUCGACCAUUGAUUCUUCAAUGUUUAUGAAAAUAGGGAUGACAUUGAAUCGAUGUGGCGAAUGUUUACCAAUGUGCGUUUUGUUUGAAAUUGUUUUGAGAAUUUACUUUACCUUUUGUUUGUACUCAUUCACAGAUCGUUGGUGCUUAGCUGAAAAAAACGUAGAAUAGGGCUAGUUGACAAAACAUUUAAUAACAAUUUGCCUUUUUUAUUGUCAAAUUGGGUUUGUGUAUGUUGUUUUCUACUCCCGCUCCUAAAAGAAACUUUAUGAACACGAGAACCUGCACCAUCCCCCUAUGAAACAUUAAUAUUUAUUCGAAUGAUGUAUUGAAAAAAAAUGCUAAAAUGAUGUUUAAAGGGCAUAUACAAACAUAUUGCCUCCUGCACAUCUAUACAAGCUUUAUUACCGAACUUUUCCAACACAUUACACGAUAAGUAUGGUGGAAAGCGUCCAAAAGAAUAUGUUGAAUAUAAUUCGCACAAUUUCACUUGGAUUUUCCACCCUAUGUUCGCAGUGUCAGGUAAUAAGGCUCCAGCAGCAAAUACAAAUGAAUUAAUUUGGGCGUGUAAACUAUGUGAUCUUUUUUUUUGUUUUAAAUUAGAUUCACCUAAUUUCUGUUUGAAUGGUAUCUAGUUUUACUGUUUAAACGUUUUAGUUAUUAAAUUCGUUUUGUUUGUUUAACAAUUAAAACAUCAUAAAUUGGAACUGAAACCCCCUAGCAGCAAAACUAAAUUUGAAAUAGAUAAAUUUUUUUAGGCAAAUGAAAGAGUGAACAGAAACCUCUCAAAACGCAUCAAUCGUAAGGUGAAACAAGUAGUCUUUUAAAUCAAUUGCGCUAGCAAAAUUUGCAGUCCAUCUUUAAUGAUCCAAGAGCGGAUGUGUAACGAGAAACAGAAACAACAUCUAAUUAUACCUCCUGCAUGGUGUCAGAAGCAUGGAGGGGUGUGUGUUUUCCUUCUUUUUGUUCUUGUGUCAAGUCUUGUGAGCUUAUUAAUUAUAGGAACAGAUUAUUUGGUUUUAUCAUUUGCUUAUCACUACUGUUUGCUCCAAUGCAAAAUGCAACAUAACACUAAUAGUGUGUGUAAGUGUGGCAAAACUUAGCUAGUUUUAUGUUUGUUUGUGUACUGCUUAGUAUUAAGACUGAUUAUCAAUAAACCAGACGAAACAUUUAAUACAGAAAAACAAACAAGGAAUAUCUGCACGUCAUCCAAAUUGAAGGGGAACUCUAAAUAGGUAAUCCAAAUGGAUAUCAAACAGUGUUGAUGUGCAUUCGAUUCAGCUAAGCGUAAACUCAAACAACAGACCGACAUCACCAUUCCGAGUUGAUGGUGAAUAGCGUACAGUGAAUUGGUGGGGCUACACCCAGAUAAGUCGCGUUAAGAAAGGCAUUUUUUUCUAUUUGCCGCGUUCCUCGCGUUAAAUGUGCAUUUUUAAAGUAAGCAAAACGGAUUUAUUUUAUCCCAAAACACAAUCUCCUCGCUGCCGGAACGAGAAUAGUUUAAAAUCGCACUUACACAGCACAUUUUGCAAUAUUCGAUGUAUAAUCUGGCGUAACGGCAAAUUCAAGCGAUUGACAAAGUUACACAUACAACGCCACACACACACUAAAGCAUGGAAAUUUAUUUCAACUACUUGUGCAAAUGUCUCAUUUUUUCCCUUUUGAAUAAUCUGUAUAAUAAUAAUAAUAAUAAACUCACAAGACGAGGUAACUGAAGCAAACAAGCAACAAACAGAAUAUGCAACUAAAUUGUAGCUAGUAAGUGUAUAAUCUAUACUAUUAAUAUAAAAAUUAAAAAAAAAAAGAAAAAUUCACAAUCCUUAGAAAUGAUACAGCGGAGAGGGAAAUUGUGCAACCAACCAAGUGUACUGCUAAAUGGGGCAUGUGUGUAGUAGAAUGGCGAGAUUAAGGACGAACUAAUCAACAGAAGUCGAAGAAAAUGUUCAAGCAAUCUAAACCAUGUGCUCCAUAGGGCCUACUGGGGGGUAGCUCAAUUAAUAGCUUUCCUCUGCCUAUCAUUCCAGUAAGGGUAUGUUGAGCUAAAAUAUAGGGAAUCGAUCGGGCUAAAUAUGAUUUAGAGAGAUAGAGAAAAAUUGACAGAUAAAAAAAGAGAGAGAAAGAGAAAGAGAGUGCGAGAAAGAAACAAAUGAAAAAGAGAGAAAAAGAGGGAGACGCAAAAAGAAACAAACACAAAAGUCAGACGAGGCAGUCAAACAGAGAGAGAGAGAGAGAGAGAAAUGCGAAAAGCAUUAGGUGGUAAAAGUAGUAAAAGAAAGAAAAGAAAAAAGGAAAAAAACUAGUAAUGAUUUGCUUUUGAUAACAAACAAUGGUAAAAAGAAAGAUAGAGAGAGAAAGAGCGAGAGAGAGUUUGUAAGAUCAGAUGAUGAAAAACAAAACUAAGGUAACAUAAACUAUUCAAACCUAACACCCAAACACACAAACACAAACAAACGUACACGUUAAUAAUUGCAAACUCGUAACAUAGUAUGGAAAACAAAUAACGGAAGUGUGGAAAAUUAAAACUGCCCAUGAAAUGCCUGAAUUCUAAUCCUCCAGAACCAGUUUUAUCGAUGGAAAGAUGAAAUAGUUACAGCGCAAAGAUAAGAUAUGCAUGCUUUGACACGUUUGAAUGUCGGCAUUGAAUUUAAACCACACACAGUCGAAGAAGAAGAACGCACUGUGCAGCUCUCGGGAAGAUCUCGGCGCUAACGGUAGUAGAAGAUAGUACGAGCAUCCGUUGGGAGAAUAUAACGACGCAUGCAUCAAAAUGCAGGACAACAUUUGCCACAGCCAUGAAAUAGAGAAGAAAGAAGAACAAAAAGAAAUACUCAAAGCAACAAAAAAAAGGAACGAAGGCAUGUAGGCACGGCGCAUCGAACACAGGGGUUAACAAUUAAGCAAAAAUUUGUCAAACUGAAAUGAAUUUCCUAUGUUACCAAGUUUUUUUUGUCUAAAUUCGCAACAUAAACCAAACUUGUUUUUGCUCAUCUUUCGCAUUGUAUUGUAAAUGGCACGUGCGUAAGAUUUGUUUGCGCAUAACCGGCCAUAUGUUCUGUUCAAUCAAGGAAAUGCGUAAUGGUUCGAUGUUUUUGUACAUUCUAGUUUCCCACUGCUUGUGUCUGUAUGGGAGCAGUAACGAAAAAGGAUGCCUUUUUUUUUGAUAAUUUCAAACCAGAUCCAAAUUCAUCUAACUACUCGACUUAUGCCGUGCUCUAAAUCAAGAAAAUUAAGAUAAAAAAGCAAUUUAUAUAAGUAUACACUACUGUAUCUCCAAUACAGUAAAACAAACACAUGCUUUGUGUAUAUAGAGUAUGAGAAAGUUUAUACGUAAAUAUGUUUACAUAUUUAUCUAUAUGCUUAUGUAUAUGCACACACACACAAAAUAGGUUCUAAAACAUUGUGUUGUUUUAGGCCACUCAUCAUCAUAAUACGUCAAACCCAUUCUCUUGCUGAUGCCAUUUCGAUCGGGCGUGAACAAGCAUGGGAGGUAAUUUCUGUGAAAUUAUUACGUUCUUUACUAGAUAUCGUUUGUUGUGUGUGUGAGUUUGUGUAAACCUAAAAAUUAAAAAAAAUUACAUCAAAAAAAUGGAUUCCAGAAAUUUGAUUAAAUUUUAAAUGAUGAGUCCGUAGAAAACAGAAAAUUGUUUGUUUUCCUAAAAAUUAACCUGUUUGUUUGGUUGAAAUAAAAGGCAAAGAAAAAAGGUUUUGCUCUAAAUGCUGCAUGCAAAACCGUAAUAGCAAUAUUUUUGUCGAUGGAAGUAUUUUCUUUUCUUUGUUUUUUUUUUGAAAGAGCAUACAGUUUGGCUUAUUAUAAAAAUAUCCAUUUUGGCUUACCUUAAAUAAAAGACUGGAAAGAUAAAUUUUAGUUUGACAUACAUGUACAACCAUCAGAGUGAAUCGGUGUAUAGGAACAAGAACCAUGCAACAUGCCACAACACAACAGACAGACACCACAACCUCAGUAUAAUUUCGAUUGAACUUUGGCACCGAUAGUGUACUAAGAGUGAGUCAUACUGUGUACAGUUCGAGCAGAAGUGUUGGUGGAUUUGUUUGAUUGCAAAAAGAAAAAGCUACUACGCGUAUACUACCGAUGUACUAUUCAUUGCGCGAAAUGUUUGUAACAGCAGCUAACACGCACAGCUCUUCUAAUUCAUCAAACGUGAACGGCGGAAAGUGACUAUGUUUACGCAGAGAAGGAAGUAAGGUGCAACAGUAGGCCUAGCAGCUUCUACAUUCAAACGUUGCUAGGGACAUACUAUGGUGUGAUACAAGUGAAUCUGCUUAUCUGGGUUGUGGAGUAAAAAACAAAAAAAAAUCAAGAAACAAACAAGAAAUGAAUAAAUCAGUCUAAUCGUUUACUACUUCUAGCUGUUUGAACAACUCUUCCGUAUAAUAUAUUCUUGCGAACUGUUUAAGCCAAAAAUUAUAAGAAGAAGAAAAAAAGAUUACAAAUAAUUAAAAUCAAUGCAAAAACACGCUAAAAGACGUAAAGGGACUAUAACCUGUUUCUGAAAACAGUGACAGCACGAUAAGGGAUAGGGCAAAGGAAGCAAAGGCUAGAGUGUAGAGGAAGCAAAUAGAAUUAGAACGACGGUAUAAGUUCGUUAUUGUUUUGCACCACGAGAGCAAUUGUUAUGGCGGGCUAUUAUUUUUAUAUUAUUUGUGUUACAUUAAUAUGUUUCGGUUCAAUUCUUUGAGCGGCCCGUCAUAAUACUAAUCCUUUGUUUGAAAGUUGCAACAAAGAAAAGCAAACAAAACACGCCCACACACCACCAUGUUUGAGGUAAGGUCUUCAUUUAAUUGGUAAUGCAUCUAGACAUUUAGUAUUUUUGUAUAUUUGUAAAGAAAACGAAAAAAUUGUUCCUUUUUUUAAAUCUACGUACAGAGAUUUAAAAUUUAUGUAAGCAUAACGAAGCGAAAUAUUGACAGGCAAAAGCAUUAGCAAAACGCAAUCGGGAGAUGCUACACAAUCGAAAUGAGAAAAGAAGAAAAAAAAAGAAGAUGAACGCCACGUGACAUAUAUCAAGCAAAAUUAACCAUUUCAACCUACGUAAUAUAACAGGAUCGAACACAUAAACACACCCAACAAGGCAAUGGAAGUAAAUGACACCUCAUUCGAUCUAUUAUUUAUAUAUGCUUUUAUUAGAGAGAAUGGGGGUUGAGUACGAAUGGACGCAAAACACAACAUGAAAAUCCAAGUAAUAUAGUAAGGCAAACGCGUUUGCUCUCCCACACUUUUAAUUCAGUUUUAAUGUAUCGAAUGGCGAAACGGAUGAGUUGCUGCGAGUUUCCGUUGAAGGAACUUUCCUUUAGUACGUUAGAGGGAUAAGCUUUUACUAAACUUUUUUUUUUUAAUUUACGGUAGUAACAUUAUUUUGGAAUGUUUCUUCACACUUCUUUGAUGAUAAAGAGAAAUAUAUAAGCUUAAGAGUAUGUUUAAAAUGUA
Messenger RNA from Anopheles coluzzii, 10057 nucleotides. RefSeq names its product bromodomain-containing protein DDB_G0270170 (gene crp). Gene Ontology annotation, biological process: regulation of transcription by RNA polymerase II. The transcript is spliced from 4 exons. Bases 595 to 2820 code for a protein of 741 amino acids. Gene Ontology annotation, cellular component: nucleus. Lineage: Eukaryota; Metazoa; Arthropoda; Insecta; Diptera; Culicidae. The record is from RefSeq and is a predicted model, not a curated record. Gene Ontology annotation, molecular function: protein dimerization activity; RNA polymerase II cis-regulatory region sequence-specific DNA binding; DNA-binding transcription factor activity, RNA polymerase II-specific.